This is a messenger RNA of Thunnus maccoyii (southern bluefin tuna), 2634 nucleotides long. It is a transcript of the gene zc3h10, whose product is annotated as zinc finger CCCH-type containing 10. NCBI's taxonomy places the organism in Eukaryota, Metazoa, Chordata, Actinopteri, Scombriformes, Scombridae. Gene Ontology annotation, molecular function: metal ion binding. The record is from RefSeq and is a predicted model, not a curated record. The transcript is spliced from 4 exons. Bases 372 to 2126 code for a protein of 584 amino acids.
AAAGUAGAAGAAGAAUAAGAACUAAUGUUGUCUUCUUCGUUAGUCAAAGAUGCAUCAAGAAAUGUGGUAAACAGCACCGUGGCCUUGAUGAAUUGCCAAGAAUAAUAACACAAGCGUGGUUAUUUGCUGUUAGCAAACAUAUCUGUACAGAUUUCUGCGUGUCAGAGCUUGGAUUUUCUGCAGCGUGAGUCGCUCAGUGGUUCUCUGGGUCCUGGUCCUGGUCGCUAUCUGAUCUUUGAACAGGAGCUAACACUAUCUCAAGGAAAAAACAUUCAUGACUUCCUUUCCUCUAUAUGUGAAUGUUUACCAGGUCACGUCAGCCCCGUUCAUACCCAUGAGUGCUAUUUUCUCCUUGAGCUGGGCCGAGCGCCAUGCCUGACCGGGACGGUUCCUACUUGUCAGGUGGUGGUGGAAGUGGUGGUAGUCUGAGUGAGGAAGGAGGAGCUGGGUCUGGUUUGGCAGGGUGCUCUGCAGAGGGCAGAGGGGGUCCGGGAGGAGGUGUUGGGGGCAACGUCUCUGGUUCUGGGGGCAUGGGGGGAGGAGGGGCGCUCGGAAACGGCAACAGCUGUGGGAAUGGUGGAGGUGGUGGGCAAGGUGCAGGACUGGCAUUGGACGGUGUCUGCAGGGACUUCAUACGCAAUGUGUGUAAGAGAGGGAAGCGCUGCCGCUUUAGACACCCAGACUUUAAUGAGGUCCCGGACUUGGGCGUGCAGAAGAAUGAAUUCAUCUUCUGUCAUGACCAUCAGAAUAAAGAGUGCAUGCGCUCCAACUGCCGAUUUGUCCAUGGAUCUAAAGAGGAUGAAGACUAUUACAAGAAAACAGGCGAGCUACCCCUCAGACUAAGAGGGAAAGUUGCAGCACGACUUGGUCUGUCCCCCAUGGAUCUCCCCCAUAGCCGAGGGGAGGUCCCUAUCUGCAGAGACUUCCUAAAGGGAGAGUGCCAGAGGGGGAAUAAGUGUAAAUUUCGCCAUGUCAAAAAAGACUACGAGUAUGAGCCUUCCAGGGUUGGAGUGGGUGGUGUUAUAGGGCCAAGUGCCAGUGGAAUGGUGAAUGCAGUGGGAGGGAUAGGUGGUGUAGGAGGAGGUACCUGUGGAGGAAUGCCAGGACUUGUGGGGGGUGGAGGUGGAAGUAAUAUGAUGGGGAUGGGCUGCCCCAGCUUGGGUGGUUGCAGGGAUCCUGGUAUCUCAGGAGUUGGGGGAGUAGGUGGAGGAGGGAUGGCUGGUUGUCUGUCCAUAGGUUCUUCGGGACAACGACGUUAUGACAGGACCUCAUGCUCUGUAUAUGACCCUUUGCUUGAGAGUGGGCUGUUUGAUGCUGGGUCCCUGGAGGCCACUAUGGACCACACUGCUCUACAGCUGAAGAGGCGGCGGCUGGAGGGGCUCCGACUGGCAGACGGGAGUGCAGGUGGGCACUAUGAGCUGGGAGUCCAGGCCACCUUUCCGCCUCGUCCUCUGGAAUACAGGUUCCUGGAGGAAGAAAACUCCCUGCUGAGGAAGAGGGUGGAAGAGUUGAAGAAACAGUAUUGUUGGUGCUUUCACAUGCUGCUGGUGCUACUAAUGCUAGGAAUGGAGGACUUCACUAGAACCUUAGUAUAUUUCACAACCAAAUCAAAAGUUUCAAAUCUCAUUGCCACAAAUGAGGUUCUCCUGGAACAGAACGCCCAGUUCCGAAGCCAGGCCAAGGUGAUGACGCUGUCCUCCACUCCUGCCCCCUCUGAGCAGACUCUGGCGCCCCCUGUGGGCGCAGUCAGUUCCUACAAUCACAGCAUCGCCCAGACUCACACCACCCUGAGCAGCGCUGGACUGCAGCCUCGGCCUGUCACCCAGCAGGACCUGGUAGCUCCCACUGGUGCCCCUGCAGCACCCCCGAGUAAUGCUGCCCCACCAACAGCCCCUCCGCCCCACCUCAACCCUGAGAUCACCCCCCUCUCAGCUGCCCUCGCACAGACGAUUGCUCAAGGGAUGCCGCCACCUGUUUCUAUGGCACCAGUUGCCGUAUCUGUGGCACCAGUGGCAGUGUCCAUGACGCAGCCUUUGCCUGGCAUCACCAUGAGUCAUGCCACCACCCCCAUGGUGUCGUACCCCAUUGCGAGUCAGAGCAUGAGGAUCACCACUCUGCCUCAUUAAGUGAUUAAUUGUCAGGACUGUAGUACCAAUAAGACAAACUGUAGCAUCCUCAAUGUUUUGUUUUGUUUUUUUUAACAUAGAUGGUCUCCUUUUAUGUGCAUGGUACUCAACUACAGAACAGUGACAACAUGAAGAUGAAACCUGUGCUUCCCUACCAGAGGGCAGGAUAAAGACUUCUCUGUUCAGAUGACUUCUUUCACUGUCUGCUCUGUGGUAACAUUACAAAAACAUUUUUCCCCCUGCAGACUGACUGGCCUGUGAAUUUUGGCAAAGGUCUGUGAACCAAAGUGAUCUUUUGAAACAUAGCCACCAGAAAUGACAACAAACUGAAAAUAUGUGAAGUCAUCCAUAGUGUUUGAAGCAUUUCUGCAAGACUGUUUUGCCGUCCUCGUGGGGACAUGAAGACUUUGGAAGCUGUUUAUGUUUAUAUUUUUGUUGUUUGCUUUGGUGUAAAUUAACUUUGGUACUUUGCACAUUUCAGAGUGAAUUACAACCACUCAACAAUGAA